This is a messenger RNA of Mesitornis unicolor (brown roatelo), 855 nucleotides long. It is a transcript of the gene SUMF1, whose product is annotated as sulfatase modifying factor 1. The coding region runs from base 1 to 855 and encodes 284 amino acids. NCBI's taxonomy places the organism in Eukaryota, Metazoa, Chordata, Aves, Mesitornithiformes, Mesitornithidae. The transcript is spliced from 8 exons. Gene Ontology annotation, cellular component: endoplasmic reticulum. The record is from RefSeq and is a predicted model, not a curated record.
AUGGUCGCUAUUCCAGGGGGAGUGUUCACGAUGGGCACUGAUGAGCCUGAAAUACAGCAGGAUGGAGAAUGGCCUGCUAGAAGAGUCCACGUUAACAGUUUCUACAUGGAUCAGUUUGAGGUCAGCAAUGAGGAGUUUGAGAGAUUUGUGAAUUCUACUGGGUACGUUACUGAGGCAGAGAAAUUUGGUGAUUCCUUUGUGUUUGAGGGAAUGCUGAGUGAAGAAGUGAAGGCUGACAUCCACCAGGCAGUUGCAGCUGCUCCUUGGUGGCUGCCUGUGAAGGGAGCCAACUGGAAGCACCCUGAGGGUCCUGACUCUAGUAUCUCCAAAAGAAUGGAUCAUCCAGUUCUUCAUGUUUCCUGGAAUGAUGCUGUGGCAUUCUGCACAUGGGCAGGGAAACGAUUACCAACUGAGGCUGAGUGGGAAUACAGCUGUCGAGGCGGCCUUGAAAAUCGACUUUUCCCAUGGGGCAACAAGCUUCAGCCAAAAGGUCAGCAUUAUGCCAAUAUCUGGCAGGGAGUGUUCCCAACUAAUAACACUGCAGAAGAUGGAUACAAAGGAACUGCGCCUGUCACUGCGUUUCCUCCCAAUGGAUAUGGCUUGUACAACAUUGUAGGAAAUGCCUGGGAAUGGACAUCUGACUGGUGGGCUGUUCAUCAUUCAACUGAUGAAGUUCACAACCCUAAAGGGCCCUCGUCGGGGACUGACAGAGUGAAGAAGGGCGGAUCCUAUAUGUGCCAUAAGUCUUACUGCUACAGGUAUCGCUGUGCAGCCCGCAGUCAAAACACCCCCGACAGCUCCGCUUCCAAUCUGGGGUUCCGCUGCGCAGCAGACACCUUGCCAAAGCUACAGUGA